This is a messenger RNA of Metarhizium brunneum ARSEF 3297, 378 nucleotides long. RefSeq lists its product as uncharacterized. The record is from RefSeq and is a predicted model, not a curated record. Lineage: Eukaryota; Fungi; Ascomycota; Sordariomycetes; Hypocreales; Clavicipitaceae.
AUGGCCUCCCAGAUCCCCCGACGCCUGUUCAGCACUACCGCCCGUCGCCUGCAGUCCAAUGGCGACCUGAAGAGCGAGUCCAAGCGCAACCCCGAGCUUAUGAUCCUCGGUGGUGUCAUGGUCGCUGCCCUCGGCGGAGCCGGCUUCUACUUUGGCCGCUCCCCGACAAAGUCCACCUCCGAAAGCCCCGUCACCAUCGCCAGCAGACCCUGGGAGGGCGAGGGCGAAGGCAAAUACAAGUACCACCCCGGCGGUGAUAUUUCCAAGGAACCCAAGGACGCUCCCAGCGCCCUGAACGUCGUCGUCGUGCCCAACGUCACGCUGCCCGCGGAGCUGCAUGAGAAGUACAACAAAUGGGGCAAGGAGGGAUAUCCGUAA